AUGGGUCAGGGCGGCGUCGACCUAGAAGAACCCUACCAUACAAUCUCCGACGAGGAGGCGCCGCCGUUCUUGGGCGAGGCGGCACCACCAUCACCCGCGGGACAUCGCAAGGAACUGCGCAGGCAAAUCAUCUGCUACUCGGUGCUCUGCCUUGUUGUCGCGGCGAUAUGGCUCGGUCGCCACUUCUACGAGGCCAUGGUGUAUGCCAACAUCCCCUCCUUCACCGUGCACCUCACCAGCUACGACGGCAUCGACGCGGCCCGCCCGGCCCGCGUCGUCUCGCCGGCGUUCAACCUCACGAUCCGCAUCAACAAGACGUGUGCCGACCGCGCCGAUGUUGUCGUGUCCUACGCCGACGUCGCGCUCAGCUGGGGGCGCGUGGAGCCGCACGACUGCACCGGUGAGCGCCCCGGCAGAGACGUGGCGGUGAUGGCACAAGGCAAGGGGGUGGGGCUCUCGAGGGGGCUGCGCCAGCGCAUGGCGGAGGAGCGGCGAGGGUCGGCGGCGCUGGAGCUCGACGUCGAGGUGACGGUGUACAACGACGUCCCCGAUCACAUCUUCGGCCCCGACGUCCGUGACAAUGUGAUGUCGUGUAUGCUCAGGACGGAUGGACAUGGCAGGUCCGCGGAGUCGGAGCCUUGCACUUGGUACUCAUUAGUGCCUUUUGAUGAGAAAAUGGAUAUUUUUUCGAGGCAAUAG
Messenger RNA from Triticum turgidum subsp. durum (durum wheat), 699 nucleotides. The record is from the annotation of a GenBank genome assembly. NCBI's taxonomy places the organism in Eukaryota, Viridiplantae, Streptophyta, Magnoliopsida, Poales, Poaceae.